AUGAAUACCUUCGAAGUGGAUUAUUAUAAUGUUUUGAAUGUUUCGCGAAAUGCUACAAAGGAGGAUAUUUUAAAGAGCUAUCGUAAUUUGGCGAUCAAACUAUUUCCGUUGCGAGAUGCCCAAAAUAUCAGAGAUGUCUGCGGCAAAGACCAUGAGAAUAUAUUCACACAUAUGUCACCGUUGCCCUUGAGUCGCCAAUGGAAAUACAUAAAUAUGGCUUGUGAUAUUCUUGGAGAUGAUUUGCGACGCUCAAUUUAUGAUCGGUUUGGAGAAUCUGGUUUAUUACAAGGCAUUUAUUUGCCAGAUGGUUAUUUUCCGCCCUACCAAUAUCACGGAAACCAUAUGAAGGUGUACCAUACAAUCUUCGGUAGCUAUUCUCCAUAUUCACAUAUUAUCGAUGCCAUAGUCAGCCCAACGCCUCCACAAUUUGGCAAAAACGCCAAUGGGAUCGGAAGCAAAAUCAAGGAUCCGCCAAUUUUCAAACAAAUUCUUGUAGAAUUGGAGGACGUUUUUAAUGGCUGUGUUAAGCUGAUGCAUGUUUGGCGUGAAGAGUUUGUGGAUAAGAAUAAAUUUCGCACUGAGAAACGCCGGAAGACCCUUACCCUUAGCAUACCCCCAGGAGUUACAGCAGGAACUCGUUUCUGUUUCUAUGAAGAGGGUGACCGUGCUCCCACCAAAAUACCUGCCGACAUUAUCUUCAUCGUAGAGGACAUGCCACAUAAGCAUUUUAAGAGAAUAAACCAGCACGACAUUAUCUAUGUCCACGAAAUAAAUUUGUGUCAGGCGUUGACUGGCUUCCAGUUUAUUGUGCAGACCUUGGAUAAACGUGACUUGAAAAUAUCGAUAUCGGAUGUUGUUUAUCCUGGAUUUCUCAAAAGAGUAAUCGGCGAAGGACUGCCAAAGUGCAAUGCUUUGGACAUUUCGGGAACAGCUGCACCUUGCAACUCUGUUACUAAGGAUUAUGGCAACCUAAUUAUUGAAUUUAAAAUUAUAUUUCCAUCGUAUCUAACGAAAGAGAUGAAACAAUUAACAAGGAACUACUUUGCGGAACUUAGCAUCAAAGAGAACGAAGAGUCGUCAAAAAAUAGUACUUGUUAUCAGAAAUAA
Musca vetustissima is the source of this 1107-nucleotide messenger RNA. Its product is annotated as dnaJ homolog subfamily B member 13. Bases 1 to 1107 code for a protein of 368 amino acids. Gene Ontology annotation, cellular component: cytosol. Gene Ontology annotation, molecular function: protein-folding chaperone binding. The record is from RefSeq and is a predicted model, not a curated record. The transcript has 3 exons. Lineage: Eukaryota; Metazoa; Arthropoda; Insecta; Diptera; Muscidae.